Messenger RNA from Stegostoma tigrinum, 8468 nucleotides. Its product is annotated as cytoplasmic dynein 1 intermediate chain 2-like. Gene Ontology annotation, biological process: transport along microtubule. The record is from RefSeq and is a predicted model, not a curated record. Gene Ontology annotation, molecular function: dynein heavy chain binding; dynein light chain binding. Gene Ontology annotation, cellular component: cytoplasmic dynein complex. NCBI's taxonomy places the organism in Eukaryota, Metazoa, Chordata, Chondrichthyes, Orectolobiformes, Stegostomatidae. The transcript has 17 exons. The coding region runs from base 166 to 2064 and encodes 632 amino acids.
GUCCCUCCUCUCUCCAUCACAUCCCUCCCUCCUCCCCUCUCCCAGCGAGUCCCUCCUCUCUCCAUCACAUCCUGCGUCUCUGCCGCCAUUCGGUGACUUCAGUUUUCUCUUGUUUGGAAGCUGCCCCCGGCUCGCUCGGCUUGUUUUUUCUCGCGGUGCCCCACCAUGGCUGACAAGAGUGAACUCAAAGCUGAGCUGGAGCGCAAAAAGCUACGGUUAGCGCAGAUCAGAGAAGAGAAGAAGAGAAAAGAGGAGGAGAAGAAAAGAAAGGAUGGUGACUUCAAGAAAGAGGCUACUUCUGCCUCACAAGAUGAGCUGGAUCUUGAGAGAAAGCGUAAAGAGACUGAGGCACUACUUCAGAGCAUUGGGAUAACUACGGAGCCCUCCAUGGUCCAUUCUCCUAUUUCUCCAUCGAACAAAUCGUUGGGAACGCCAAGCGAAUCUGAGAGCCAGGAAUCUGUGGAGGGUACAGCUGGAGCCCGGAUGCUGCAGUGGGAUACAGAUCUCUCUGUCCUUCAACUUCAGACUGAUUCUGAAAUGCGACAUCACCUGCAAAAACUAGGCAUAGCCCGAAUGACCCAUGUGGAUAUUGCACCUUGUGAGCGUCUCGCACACUGUAAGGAGACCCAAACACCUGUGGUUGCUAAACCAGAUGAAGAGAAGGAAGCAGCGCCAGCCCCAACAAAGGCAUCAACUGUCUCAGAGCCUGAGGUACCUGAAGAACCCCAAGAGCAAACUGAAGAAGGGCAUAAAGCAACUCGGCAGGACCUGACUGAGGAAGAAAAAGAAAGCAUUCUUCGUUCAGAUGGAUUUUUAUCCUUUUUCAAUCAAACCUCCCGAGUGAUUGAGCAAGCACUUACUGAACACACUGACAUCUUCUUUGACUACAGUGGGCGCAAUUUAGAUGACAAAGAAGGGGAGAUUCAAGCAGGAGCCAAGCUGUCAUUGAACAGGCAGUUCUAUGAUGAAAAUUGGUCAAAAGACCGUGUAGUUACCUGCCUUGACUGGUCACAGCAGUAUCCAGAACUACUGGUUGCUUCUUAUACCAAUAAUGAAGAUGCUUUGAAUGAGCCUGAUGGUGUUGCUGUUGUGUGGAAUAUGAAGUUUAAGAAGACCACUCCAGAGUAUAUCUUUCACUGCCAGUCAAAGGUCAUGUCUGCCUGCUUUGCACAAUUUCACCCGAAUCUCAUGGUGGGCGGGACAUACUCUGGUCAGAUUGUCCUUUGGGAUAAUCGCAGUAAUAAGAAGAUGCCUGUCCAGCGGACUCCACUGUCUGCUGCAGCCCACACGCACCCUGUGUACUGUGUGAAUGUUGUUGGUACUCAAAAUGCUCAUAACCUAGUCAGUGUCUCUACUGAUGGGAAAUUGUGUACCUGGAGCCUGGACAUGCUCUCUCAGCCACAGGACAGUAUUGAGCUGGUACACAAGCAAUCGAAGGCAGUUGCUGUAACCUCCAUGUCCUUCCCAUUAGGGGACAUUAAUAACUUUGUUGUGGGUAGCGAAGAAGGCUCCGUGUACACAGCAUGUCGCCUUGGCAGUAAAGCUGGAAUCAUCGAGAUGUUUGAAGGACAUCAAGGUCCCGUGACAGGGGUCCACUGUCACACAGCAGCAGGGGCAGUGGACUUCUCUCAUCUUUUUAUCACUUCAUCAUUUGACUGGACUGUCAAACUCUGGUCAACUAAGAGUAACAAGUCCUUAUAUUCCUUUGAGGACAGUUCAGACUAUGUGUUUGAUGUCAUGUGGUCUCCGAUCCACCCUGCACUUUUUGCCUGUGUUGAUGGAAUGGGCCGGCUUGAUCUCUGGAAUCUGAAUGAAGACUCUGAGGUUCCAACUGCAAGUGUCACUAUGGAGGGAAACCCUGCAUUGCAUCGUGUACGCUGGGCACAGUCAGGGCGAGAGAUUGCUGUGGGUGAUUCUGAAGGGCAAGUGUUGAUUUAUGAUGUUGGAGAGCAAAUAGCUGUUCCCCGGAAUGAUGAAUGGACCAGUUUUGCACAAACACUCGCUGACCUUAAAGCAAAUGGGAAUGAUGCAGAGGAAGAAGCAACAGCAGGUCUCCUCGCAUAGGCUGAUUGUAGAUAUUCUGUCGCAUUCCUCUAAGUGGAAGAAACUGCAUUAGUUAGCUCAAAUUGGCUUCCCUUUUUGCCCCUCUCUUGCCAAGUUUUAGACAGUGCAAUGGUGAAUCAUGUAAUUUGCCCCAUGUGACGCUAAUUUUCAGGACACCAUACCACUAACAGUAAGAUUUCCUGUGCAGUUGUCUUAUUAGAGUGUCCAGUAGCAUAUGGGUGCAAAACUUGCAUGUAAGUUAUAUAUCUAUGUAGCAAUUAACUCCAUGCUUAUUGCUGCUGUUUCAUUAAUCUAAAGCAGGAGUUUAUAACCUUUGGUGCAGUGAAUGGCCACAUGUGAUAGCUUUUGGAUAAAGAGCAGAGAUUAAGCAGCACAUCCAGCAUUAUGUUUACAACACCAUUGGUUUCACCAUUCAGACAAAUACUGAAGGAUAUUCCAACUUAACAGCACUUUCAUAUCACUGGAUCAUCAGCAAAUAGCUGGGCCUCAAUCUGCUGACUGACUUCCCUUUGCAGCUCUUGGGUCCUCCACAAUGUACUGUCAGGUCUCAGCUAUUGGGAGGGGAGGGCAAAUAGUUCAACAAAUAGAUUACUCUCAGCACUUUCUACAUUGCAAUUUCACAGUAUGUCCUUAACAUCCUGAUGCUAAUCAUCAUGUCAGCACCUUAAAUUUCCUACAUAAUUCGCAAGUGUUUAGAUUUUUUUAAAAAUUAUGUUUGUGGUUUAGAAUUUUUGGAAUUGCUGUGCGUGCUGCUUCUGAUUCAGUAAUGAUCACGUGACUGAGUUUCAAGCAAACACUGGGCAAUGAAAGGAGCAGAGGCAAUUCAGCCAGGUGCAGACUGCAAACCAGAUCAAAUCCCCAAAGAAGACAGGGUGUACCACUGGCUAUAGACCAGGAGCUGAUCACAGGCUUGGCUUUGUAAAGUCAGGGUUUUAUGUAAAAGUACCUGGGAGGGCUGCCAAGGUGGAUGGAGUAGCUUGAUUUUAACUGGCUGACAGGAGGCUCACUGCUUCGGAGAGAUGGGGAUUUUAGUAGCUGCACAAUAGAACCAAGCAGGAAGUGUCUUCCUCAUGGCAGAGGAUGACUCAUUUGGGUCAUGGAGUAUGUACACAUUUUUGGACAUACCAAGUGAUUCCUUUUAGACUUGCUAGUUAGACCACUAAAGACCUGAGUACUAGUGGGUGGAAAGUGCCUGGUACACAGUUUGCCCACUGGCAGCUUAAAACCGACACUGGAUUCCUGCAUGUCAUAGGUCCCUGACAAGGAUUUUAGAAUAAGAUUCUUGAAGAGAACCCCAUGAAAAUGGUAGGAAGCAAGAAUUCAGGUGUAAGUACAGUAAUAGAUAAUUCUACUCAAUAAAAUUUCACAUUGUGUUACGGCAGGAAUUUUAGAACAAAGAACACGAGCACUGUCUCACAGAAACGUAUAAACCUAUUAAAAGAAAGGUUUAAAAUUGGGUGGCAGUUCAUUUCUUUGCUGUUUUUAAGUGGAAAUUCACUUGAUAUUCUAAUAAAAAUAGACAAUGAUUCUGAAUGUCAAACUCUUGAGUACUGCACAGAUAUAACAAAAAUAGAUUAUGCAUGUUUAACAUAUGAGGGUGUUGAAGAAUUGCAUGGGGAUCACUUGGGAUGUUUGUAGCUUUACAAUCGUCAUUGUGAGGCUAAUGAGAAAGGAGGAUCAGUUAUUUGUGUAUCCAAAGUGUUUGUUGUCAUCAAUAUUCUAAACAUUAUUCUAUAAGAUCUAAUAUUCAAGAAGUUUCUGAUGAGCUUGACACAAAGGAAGGCACAUUUAGUUCAAAUUAAUUUUGGACAGGUUAUUAAUUUCAAAAGUUCUAGCUUGCAGAACAGCAGUUGAUCAGCAGAUGGCUUUUUAUGCUUGAUCUAUUCCUAUAUUUUCUAGAGAUAAUCUCUCUUUCUUGCUACAGGCUAGCAGAGUGCAUUUUCCAAUUCUGGCCAGGAUGGAUUCUCCUCUGUCCACAAUUGGAAAACUUAAAGGGUCUCUAUAUCCCUGUAACCCACUGCCAGCAAGUUUGUCUGAGGCAUUAGCUAAGUGAGGGUUAAUUUUAAAUGCAGCCCACCUUCAAAACUUCCAAAGAGUUAAAGAAAGAUCUUGCAGUUUCAGAAGAUUUUGAUAGAACCUGCUCGACAGUAAUAGAAUUUCAUACACACUGUAUUCACUCUUUGCGUGAGCGUUACAAAGUAAACUAUGACAAUGAGAAAAGAAAAGGCUGAUGAAGUUGCAAAAAUAGUUGUAAAUCUGAGGAUCUUUAGAAUCCAUCAAAGGAGGACCAGGGAAAGGGAGAAUAGAAAAUGAAUGCAGUCUUGCAAAAAAUAUCAAAACUAACUAAACACUUGAUAGGCACAUAAAAGGAAAUUUCCAGCUAAAAUGAUUGUGGGUCCAAUACAGACAGUCAGAAAAAUUCCUAAUGGAGAAAUGGCAGAGAAGCUAAAUGAUUACAUUGUCUGUUUCCAGUGAGGCAGGUACCAGAGAUCCAAAUGGCUAGGGAGAUUGAGAAGUUGAAGGAAAUUAGUAUUAGCAAUAACAUUGCACUGGAGAAAUUAAUGGGGCCGAGAGAUGAUAGAUCCCCAGGAUCUGAUGGUCUCCAUCCCAGAGUGUUGAAGCAGGUGGCUGUAGAGAUGGUCAAUGCAUUGGUGAUUCUCUUCCAAACUCCUGCAGAUUUUGGAAUGAUUCCUCUGGAUUGGAAGUUUGCAAAUAUCAGUCCAUAGUUUAGGAAGGGAGAGAGAGUGAGAAAGUAACAACAGACCCAGUAGCCUUACAUUAGCAGGAGGGAAAAUGCUAGAAUUUAUCAUAAACAACAUGAUAAAUGAAUGCUUGAUGAUAAGUGAUCUGAUGGGCGUAGCCAGCAUGGAUUUGCAAAUGGAAAGUUGCGUUUAAUGAAUUUGUUGGAGUCUUUUUGAAGAGAUUACUAGCAUAAUUGGUAAAGGCAAGCCAAUGGCACUAGUAUACUUUAUUCUCAGAAGGCUUUUGCUAAAGUCCUCCACAGGCUGCUGAUUAAAAGAGUAAAUCACAUGGGAUAGGAGGCAAUGUGCUGGAAUGGUUUAAUGAUUGGCCACCAGACAGAGAGUAGAAUAAUUAGUUUGUUCUCACACUGGCAGGCUGUGACCAGUGAGCUACCACAAGGAUCAGAAUUUGUGGCCCCAACUGUUCACAAAACAACAAAUGGCCUGGGGGUGGGGACCAAAUCUGUGGAUGAUACAAAACCAAGUGGGAAUCUGUGUUGAGAAGAUAUAAAAUGGCUUCAGGAGGAUUUGGACAAGUUUGGUGAGUGGGCAGAUGGAAUAUUCGGUGGAAAAAAUACCCACUUUGGUAGGAGAAACAGAUAUGCAGAGUAUUUCUUAGACCGUAAGAGGUUGAAAAGUGUAGAUGUACGAAGGAAUAUAAGUGUCGUCAUCGACAAAUCACUGAAGGCUAACGUGAGGGGUCAGCAAGCCAUGCGGAAGGUUAAUGGAAUGUUAGGCUUUGUUGCAGGAGGAUUUGAGGACAGGAAUAGUGACGUCUUGUUUUGAUUAUGUUAGAGCUUGUUUAGACAACUCCUGUAAUAGUUUAGGUCUUCUCAUCUCAGGAAGGAUAUUAUUGUCAUAAGGGAGUGCAGCAAAUGUUCACUAGACCCGUUCCUGGGACGGUGGGACUGUCCCAUGAAGAGAGAGUGGGCAAACUGGGACUGUAUUCUCCAGUUUUGAAGAAUGAGGGGUUACCUAAUUGAAACCAACAAAAUACCUAAAGGGAUAGACAGGUAAGUUCUUUUUCUUACAUGAGGAGACUCGUUAUUGUCUCGAGCUUAAAGCAGCUGCAGACACAGCCUCUAACAGCAGAGCAAUAGAAAUUUGGGAUAUUUAGGAGCUCAGUGUUAGAGAAGCACAGAGAUCUCCAGAGGGAUGCAGGGGCUGGAGGACACAGUGCUAGUAUAUUGCUUGGUGUAAUACAUAAACCACCAGCUAGGAACAAAUCUGAAGGAAAUUAGAGGUGUUAAACAUCAUGGAGUAAUUAUAAUAGGGGACUUUGAUUACCCACAUAUAGAUUGGGAUAGAGGUCGUGCAAAGGCCAAUGAGGAACAAGUGUUUCUGGGUUGUGUUCAGGAGAAUUUCCAACUAGAGGCACUGUUAGAUCUGGUUCUUCAGGACAAGGUGGGCCAAGUAGAUCAAGUGUUAUUGUGGGAAUGCUUGGAGGUUAGUGAUCAUUGUAUGAUAAGGUUUCAGCUGGCAGUGGGAAAAUGACAUUGAUCAAGCCAGAGUAAGAAUAAUUCCCUGGUAGAGAGCAGAUUUCAGUGAGGCAAGAACAGAACUGUCAGACUGAAAACAAAAGUUGGUGAGAAUAACAGUGGCUGAACAAUGGGCCUCCUUUUUGUUCGGGUGUAGUCAAUGGAAAAGUGGGACAAACAAAUCCAGAGCUGCCUGGGUAACAAAGGGGAUAGAAAUUAAGUUUAAAAAAGGAAGAUUGUACUUACGGCAAGAGUCGGGUGGUAAAUACAAUUGAGAACCAAGAGGAAUACAGAAGGUUCAGAAAGGAGGUGAGAAAGCAAAAUCAAAAGUGGCAAGGAAUUAUGAGGAGAAGACUGGCUGCUAACGUAAAAUGAAAUCCCAAAGUCUUGCUUCAGCAAAAUAUGUCUCACUAACUUAGCAGAGUUUUUGGAAGAGGUAACACAGGGUUGAUGAAGGUAAAGCUGAUUAUAUUGUGAGAGUGUAUUUCCAAAAAGAAUUUAAUUCAGUGCCAGGCAUCAAACUUCUAAGAAAAUGAUUAGGUCGUGAAAUAAUAGGGACAGUAGCUAUGGGGAUACAAAAUUGUCUGAGUGAUAGCUAACACAGUGAUGUUAAUUGAGUAUUUUUCAGGCUGUGGAAGAUGGUUUAUAGUAAAGUUUCCUAGGUAUUAGUAUUGGGACCUUUGCUUUUCCUAACAUACAUAAAUAUGGUCUGGAUAUUGGUGUGCAGGGGCCAGUUUCAAAGUUUGCAAGCAGCACAAAACUUGGCAGAAUUUUAAGCGAAGGAAGACAGUGUAGAACUUCACAAGCACAUUAACAAGUUGGUGGAAUGAAGAAAGAUGGUUGUUGAAUAGGUGGCAGAUGAAGUUCAAUGUGGAGAAGUGUGGGGUUAUGCACUUUUGUGCAAAGAAUAUGGGAAGACAGUAUAAAGUGAAGGGCACUAUUCAAACAGUGUAAAGGGGGUGCAGGAGCAGAGAGACUUGGGUGUAUAUAUGCAUAGGUCAUUACAGAUGGCAGGACAGUUAAAGCAGUUAAUAAAGCUCAGUAUUGUAAGUUUCAUUAAUGGAAGCGUAGAGUACAAGAGCUGGGAAAUAAUAAUGAACUUCUUUAAGAUACUUGUUAGACCUUAGCUGGUAUAUUGCCUGGAUUUGUCAGUGAGUCACAGCCCUUUAUUUAGGUAGGUGUUUCUAUGGGCUAGAUAGAUAGAUAGCUGGCUCUCUCUCUGAUCUUGCUGCAUAUUAAAAAUAGUUGGCUUUACCUUGGCACCUUUUCCUUCUCUGAUCAUGCAGUGAUCAUGGACACAAACUCGCGUUGCCAUUCCAGAAUGCAAUAUUCCAAUUUACACUAUCAGCUGUUAGAAGUUGGAUGCGAGAGUCAGUUAACCUUUACUUCCUUUCUCCAAUUCUGAAACAAUUUGAAAUGAUCUUUAUUGAUGACAAUAGAAAUAUUUUCCUCAAUAUCAAUAAGACUUGACACUUGUUGUCAUUUGGACAGUAAUAUGAAGUACAACAUUAUCAUUGUCUCUUUGGAGAAAGCAUCAUCUCAUGGCAUCCACUCCCUGGUCGUACCACUUGAUGUGGAACAUGUAUGUGUGGUCUGUAUCAGCUCUGGUACUUCUGAGAGAAUUGUCUGCAGGAUGGUCCUUGUCUCCUGUAACCAGAUCUGUCUCUUGCUGCUACAUGUUUUCACAGCAAAGUUUUUGCAGAUCAAUUUAACCUGAUCGUCACCUCACUGUUUGAAGAGAUCAAUUGCAAAAGAUGUCAUUAAGCUGUCAGUGCCAGCCCAAACCAGACCAGAUGCUAAAGGCGUUCCUGCUGUCUGCCACCACCUCAGCUCAUAAAAAUCUCAGUACCAGUACCUGACCAAGUGGUGACCUUGGUACCCAGUGAUUUUUUUUGUCUCAGUUUCAUGUGCCUCUAGGAUAUGUAUCUUUUAGUUCCCACAUUUUGUUUAACGUUUUAGUUAAUUUCUGCAGACAUUUGCCUCUUUGCCAUUUGACUAAUGAACACCGUAACGACAAUUCCUUAUCCAGUCACCUCACCGGCAGGAAUAAAAUAGUUUGGUACAAAAGCAUUGCAGUUCGUUUUCAUUAAUUAGCAAGAAAACCUAUGCAUGUAUUUUCCAGAAAUAAGUAUAGAAAAUGCUGGAGAAGCUCGGUAGGUCUAGCAGCUUCUGUGGAGAGAGUGAG